This is a messenger RNA of Sphaeramia orbicularis (orbiculate cardinalfish), 3311 nucleotides long. Its product is annotated as AT-rich interactive domain-containing protein 3A-like. Gene Ontology annotation, cellular component: nucleus. Bases 207 to 1913 code for a protein of 568 amino acids. The record is from RefSeq and is a predicted model, not a curated record. Gene Ontology annotation, biological process: regulation of transcription by RNA polymerase II. NCBI's taxonomy places the organism in Eukaryota, Metazoa, Chordata, Actinopteri, Kurtiformes, Apogonidae. Gene Ontology annotation, molecular function: DNA binding. The transcript is spliced from 9 exons.
GUUUCCAUGCGCAGUGACUAGGGAGGUAAAACGCAGGCAUUAUUACCCCUCCUCCAGCUCCGAUCACUCCGGCCUUCACACACUAUAGGGGCUUUUUCUAAUCACAUCUGAUCAGACGGAUCUUUCUUUUUCAUAAAGUCUGGUCAUGAGAUGCGAUUUGUUUUUGCCGGAGGAAAGAAGGAAAAACUAGAUACGACCUGUUGGCGAUGAUGGAUUACUCUAAGGCGCAAAUGUCUGAGCAGGGCACUCCUGCUGGGUUGAAGCUGGAAGCUGUGAUGGAGCAGCUGCAAAGACAACAAGAGGCCAAGCUGGAAAUGAACCUCCAAGACAAACACCUCCUUCAAGCCCAGCUCCUGUUUGCCCAACAUGCUGCCGUCGCCGCUGCUGCGAGGGCCUCGGCUUCCAGAUUCGACUCCACGUUAUUUGGCAAAGCAGAUGGACUGACAUAUCAACACAACCAGCAGAGCAAAACACAUCCAGAUCUGGAGAGGGAGGAGGAAGAGGAUGACUCGGAUGAAGAUGAGCAGGAAAUGGUGGGGCCCGAGGAGAACGAUGAAGUGGAAGAUGAUGAGGAUGAUGAGGACGGGGAGGAAGAGAACGGGUCCCAUCAGCAGGUGAAGAAGCCUCGACUCCAGCAGGGUCCAGGUUUCGGCUUCCCUCCUUUUCCUCCGUCGCAGUCGUCUGCUCUGAAUCAACAGUCUGGUUCUCCACCUUCAGCCGUAAAACCAGAGCCUGAGGAGAAGGAGCUGCUGUCCCCUGCAGGACAACACGCCUUCACAUCCCCCAACGGCUUCAGUGAAUGGGGCUUCGAUGACUCAUUCAAACAAAGAGGAAAUACCAGCUGGGCUGAAGAAAAUGAUGGAGGAAAAGUGAAAGGGGAACCAUCCAGGGACUUUGCCAAGCUUUAUGAACUGGAUAAUGAUCCACAACGAAAGGAGUUUCUUGAUGAGUUGUUUGUCUUCAUGCAAAAACGCGGAACUCCUGUGAACCGCAUCCCCAUCAUGGCAAAGCAGGUUCUGGACCUGUACAGGCUUUAUAAACUGGUGACAGAGAAGGGAGGCCUGGUGGAGGUGAUCAACAAAAAGAUCUGGAGGGAGAUCACCAAAGGUCUCAACCUCCCAACGUCCAUCACCAGCGCAGCCUUCACUCUCCGCACUCAGUAUAUGAAGUACUUGUACCCAUUUGAGUGUGAGAAGAAGGGGCUGAGUUCUCCGGUGGAGCUGCAGGCCGCCAUCGACAGUAACCGCAGAGAAGGCCGACGCCCCAGUUACACCAACACCCUCUAUCGUUACUCCCCCUCCCCGGGCUCUGGGCCGCAUGCACUCCUGUCAUCACCCACCGUGCAGACUACUCCAAGUGGACACAACGGCCUGAAUGCAUCUGCCAGCCCAAAUUUAAAGAGAAAUGCAGAAGAGCCUUCGACCCCUGUCAUCCCCAGCAGACUGCCCAUGGCCCUGGCCCUGGGGCAGCAGCAGCAGUUUGCACAAGCUGCCACGUUGGAGCAUCUCAGAGACAAGCUGGAGCGCGGUGCAGGAGGAUCUGCAGCUGACGGUCCAGAGAAGAAGAUGAUGCGUCUGGCAGAGGAGCAGCAGCGCCUCAUGCAACAGGCCCUCCAGCAGAACCUCCUGGCCAUGGCCUCUCACCUCAAACCCAUGAACGUCAAACUCAACGUUGGACAACACGAAACCAAGCAGGAUUUGUCUCUGAGUAUCUCUACUAAUGGAGCAGCCAGUAUCAGUGUGUCUGUGGAGGUCAAUGGUGUCAUGUACUCAGGAACGCUGUUUGCCCAGAAGUCUGCUGCUCCUGUGGCCUCGCAGACUGUCACUGUGGCAGGAACCAGUGGUUUCAGCGCCCUGUCCUCCUCACACAGUCCUUCCUCCUCAUCCUCAACCUCCUCAAAAGGACCCAAUUAAGUCUCUUAUUCACAAAAAUAAUUGAAAUACCUCUCUGUCAGACAACUGUAUAACAUUGUAUCUAUACUAGUGUCUACACAUUUGACCUUCUGCUUGUGCUCAGUUUUUUUUUUGUCUUUCUGGAAUGUCAUCUGUAACAGUUUGAGAAGUUUUCUAGCAUUUUUUUUGUAUUACUUUGAUGGUGUAAUGUGUUUUAAAGGUAUCCUGUGGAGUGUUUGACCAGUAUGGAGCCAAAGUUUGAUGGGCAGCUCCCUGUUUUUGUUAGUUUGCAGCAAGAAAGUAAAUGGAUGGACCUAAAAAAAAGUACAUAAAAGUAAAUCAGUAAAAAAAAAAAACUCCACAGGACAUCUUUAAAUAAGUCUCAGAGUGGGCAUCAAUAUGUGACAGCAAAGAAAUAAAAAUGUAGAUUCAGGUAACAUUUUGCCGUAGUGCCUGCUAGAAACUUUUUUGUGUAGUGGCUUUACACUCGGUUCAGACGUGUCUGUAGAACAAUGCUCCACCUCUCCAGGUGUUGACUACUUUAACAGCUGGCUUAUGAUACAGUUCUAGUCAAUAGAACAAUGAGGUUUCCAAAGUGUAGCUAAUGAAGACCAAAAAGCCUUAGCUCGUGCCCAGCUCUCUGUUGAGUCCAUUUCAUAUCCCUCCUAUGGUUUGACUUGGCAGGUGACAAGUUGUGAGUUAAAGCCGUUCAUAGUUUUUUCAGCAGAAUCAGGGAAUAUAUACACUGUCAGUUUCCACAAGAACCUUGUACAUAAAGAACGAAAACCGAAAUCAUGAAAGAGAUUGGAAUUGGUUGGAGGAUUUUUUUUAAUUUUUUUUAUUGUUUUAUUUUUGUUGAAUUAUGAUAUUGCACUAAUGAUUAUUUGGCUUGGCCUCAAUAUUCCAAAAAAUAUUCCUUCAUGUCAUCUAUGAAUCAGAGGAAAAUUGUGUGAUACAAGGUUUUUGCUCGGAGCUGAAUGUAGACUUUACAAAAGGAUUUACCUCAUUUAACUUUCCAUAUCGGGAAGUUUCUCUGGAAUUUCUGCAGGACUCAGGAAUGUUAACCUUUCACUGUUAUUCUGUACUGCUGUGUUGUAUUAUAUAAAGACAGAGAAUGUGUCCUUAAUAACCUCAGGCUUCAAUCUGAAGAGCAUUUUGACAAGUUAACACUGAAACAGUGCUACCUCACUCUUCUAGAAAAAUAUGCAAUACUUAAAACAGCAUUUGCUGAUUUAGCCAUUUGCUGAAAUAAACAUUUAUGUGGACAAUCAAGUUAACAUAUCAUUGCAAAUAAAAUGCCACUGUGAACUAGACAACUGUAUAAAACCUCAGUUAAUGUAAAAGUCUGUUUUUGUCAUUGAUAAUGUAUUUCUUGGACAUGUGGCCAUCAAGAAUAAAACAAUCAUGUGUGCUGUAAAA